Messenger RNA from Arabidopsis thaliana (thale cress), 967 nucleotides. RefSeq names its product arabinogalactan protein 7 (gene AGP7). Lineage: Eukaryota; Viridiplantae; Streptophyta; Magnoliopsida; Brassicales; Brassicaceae. The coding region runs from base 273 to 665 and encodes 130 amino acids. The transcript has a single exon. Gene Ontology annotation, cellular component: plasma membrane. The record is from RefSeq and is marked reviewed.
AUUUUUUUUCACUUAAACGUUUCUGCUAUUUGACUACUAAAAUGUUAUUCCUUCAUUUGAAUAUUAGCUACUAAUCAUUAUUUAUACUAAUAAUAAUCGAAUAAUUAUGAUCCCCUCCGCAAGAUAUUUAAUUAGAUACUACUUAAUUUAUAAUUAUUGUUAUCUCUCUCUCUCGCUUUAUAUAGUUCCAUCGUGGUCAUUCCUCACCUAAACAACUCUGCUUCACUCUCUAUCUUUCUUAAGUAAACAAAUCUUUAGAGAGAGUGGAAAAAAUGAAUUCGAAGAUCAUCGAAGCUUUCUUCAUCGUUGCUCUCUUCACUACCUCAUGCCUCGCUCAAGCUCCAGCUCCUUCUCCAACCACCACCGUCACUCCUCCUCCCGUUGCCACUCCACCACCCGCCGCAACUCCCGCUCCGACCACCACUCCACCACCUGCCGUCUCCCCUGCCCCCACCUCUUCUCCUCCGUCUUCAGCUCCUUCUCCGUCGUCUGAUGCCCCUACCGCUUCUCCACCUGCACCGGAAGGUCCCGGAGUUAGCCCCGGCGAACUAGCCCCGACACCUUCCGAUGCUUCCGCUCCUCCACCUAACGCCGCUUUAACCAACAAAGCUUUCGUCGUCGGUUCACUUGUCGCCGCGAUUAUUUACGCCGUCGUGUUGGCUUAGGAUCUCAUUGUUUACAUCUUGAAAACAUUAUGUUUUACAUUUUAUAGUUUCGGUGUUAAUUUCGAUAAUUUGAUUGAUUUUUCGUUAUUCGAUUGUUUACGGUGGAGUUAAAAUGAGAUGUUGACACGUGUAACUUUUCAUGGUUUGUUGUCUACGUGGAAUAUGUUGUGUAAAUCCAGUAAUAGGCUAAUAAAAUUACUUUAUUAUUCGUUCUCACAUGUUUCAUCACUCUUUUAAUAGGAAUAAAAUGUAAGAACUCAAAAAGAAAAUUCAUAAUUUUUAUAAAAUCAGGUAUUCUCGAG